Trichogramma pretiosum is the source of this 855-nucleotide messenger RNA. RefSeq names its product nucleolin-like (gene D1). Lineage: Eukaryota; Metazoa; Arthropoda; Insecta; Hymenoptera; Trichogrammatidae. Bases 483 to 827 code for a protein of 114 amino acids. Gene Ontology annotation, biological process: regulation of DNA-templated transcription. Gene Ontology annotation, molecular function: DNA binding. The record is from RefSeq and is a predicted model, not a curated record. Gene Ontology annotation, cellular component: chromatin; nucleus. The transcript is spliced from 3 exons.
UGUGUAUGGCCGAGUGUGUGCUUGUGUGCGAAUGUAGUUCGCGCACUACUCAGCAGGUCUGCACGGAGCGACAUCGCCGGUAGAUUCCCUAUACGUGAGCGAGAAAGAGAAAGAAACAUCGGCAGCAGCAACGACGGCGCUGAAACAUCCAACUGUAGAGCGUACAAUAGGCCCGUGGCCAGCGUUCAACACUACAGCACUUAUAUAUAUACACAGAGUUGUACACAGACGUCAGUUGCAGUUCUGAGCGUCGCUCAAGCCGUGUGCAAGCCAAUAUCCUCGACGCACGAGAUUGUCGAGAGAACGAGGAAACGAAAGACGAAGAGAGCGAAAGAGAGAGAGAGUGAAUUUUAGGAGACGAACCGCCGUCGAUAGUGUGAGCAAAUAAGUCGAAAACUGCCGAGUUUUGCUGCGAGCCACAGUACCCGGUUACGCCACGACCAUAAAACUACCUUUACUUACUUCGCUUUUGCAUAUAAAAUAUGUCGGACGACAAUUCUCCCGUGGUUGAGGAGCCCAAGAAGAAGCGCGGAAGGCCUGGCAAAGCUGACAAAGCCAGCAGUCCUGCCAAGGACGCCAAAAAACGAGGCAGACCAGCUGCUGAGAAAAAUAAUUCGGCAAAAAAGUCCGACACUGAAGAUGAUGCACCCGCAGUGCCAGCCAAGAGAGGGCGUGGACGACCUAAAUCUACCCACAAAAAGAAGCCGGCUGCAGUAAAAUCUACUGGCCGAGGUCGUGGUCGACCGAAGAAAGUAGAAGAGAAGCCUGAAAGUACAGGCGAAGAAGAAGAUGAACAAGAAGAGGAAGAAGAAGAAGAAGAAAACUGAAUAUGAAAAAUUAUUUAAAAAUUAUAAU